AUGUCUGACGAAUUGAUGUCUUCAUCAAAGGUGGACGAGAAGAGUGUCCGACACGGAGGAGAGCUCGUGGCCGCUGUGUUGCGAUCGCAUGGCGUCGAGAAUAUCUUCACUCUGUCGGGCGGACACAUCGCACCCAUUCUCACCGCAUCCGAGAAGCUCGGCAUCCGAGUGGUGGACACCAGGCAUGAGGUGACCGCUGUGUUUGCGGCCGACGCCACCGCCCGACUGUCGGGCAUCCCUGGCGUGGCUGUCGUGACGGCAGGUCCCGGAGUGACCAACACUGUGACGGCCGUCAAGAACGCACAGAUGGCUGAGUCGCCAAUCGUGGUGUUAGGCGGCGCCGCGGCCUCUCUUCUCAAAGGCAAAGGCGCUCUUCAAGACAUCGAUCAGAUUUCGCUCUUCAAACCGAUCACAAAGAUGGCGACGACUGUCACCAAAGUCAGAGAUAUUGUGCCGAAACUGCGCGAAGCCUUCAAAGUGGACGAGAAGAGUGUCCGACACGGAGGAGAGCUGGUGGCGGCUGUGUUGCGAUCGCAUGGCGUCGAGAAUAUCUUCACUCUGUCGGGCGGACACAUCGCUCCCAUUCUCACCGCAUCCGAGAAGCUCGGGAUCCGAGUGGUGGACACCAGGCAUGAGGUGACAGCUGUGUUUGCGGCCGACGCCACCGCCCGACUGUCGGGCAUCCCUGGCGUGGCUGUCGUGACGGCGGGUCCCGGAGUGACCAACACUGUGACGGCCGUCAAGAACGCACAGAUGGCUGAGUCGCCAAUCGUGGUGUUAGGCGGCGCCGCGGCCUCUCUUCUCAAAGGCAAAGGCGCUCUUCAAGACAUCGAUCAGAUUUCGCUCUUCAAACCGAUCACAAAGAUGGCGACGACUGUCACCAAAGUCAGAGAUAUUGUGCCGAAACUGCGCGAAGCCUUCAAAGUGGCCCAAAGCGGAACUCCCGGCCCCGUGUUUGUGGAGCUACCCAUCGAUGUGUUGUAUCCGUUUCAGGUGAUUAAGAAGGAGAUCGCCUCGAGUUCUAACGCCAAGGGACUUAUCGGCAAAGUUGUCAAUUGGUAUCUCAAUAACUAUCUGCAAAACCUGUUCGCCGGUGCCUUCGAUCAGGAGUGGCCCACACAUCCCGUGCCGGUAGACAUUCCCUUCCCAUCGAAAACCGAUGUGUCGACCGCCGCAGAAAUGCUCUCUAAAGCCAAGAAACCUCUCAUUAUAUUGGGCUCGCAGUCAGUGCUCCCACCGGUCGGCGCCGACAAACUCAGGGCUGCCAUUGAGUCGUUGGGUAUUCCGGUCUAUUUGGGAGGUAUGUCUCGAGGUCUGUUGGGAAAGGCGUCGCCCAUCAACAUGAAACAGGCUCGACGUGAGGCCCUCCGGGACGCCGAUGUAGUGAUUCUGGGCGGAGGUGUGGCCGACUUCAGGCUGGGCUACGGGCGCACGUUCUCGAAGAAGUCGAAAGUGAUUGCCGUUAACCGAAGUAAAGAGCAAUUGUAUAAAAACGCGAAACUCUUCUGGAAUCCCGCGCUCGCAGUGCAGGCAGACUCGGCCCAGUUCUUCGUCGACUUGGCCGACAGUCUCAAGGGCUUCAAAGUGGACGACCAGUGGAUCAGCACUUUGAGGGAAAGGGAGACCGAAAAGGAGAAGAACGCCAGGACUCAGGCGGAGAACAAUCCGGACGAGCACUUGAAUCCAUUGAAAGUUUUGCACGAUUUGGACGAAUCGUUGGACGACAACACGAUUAUAGUGGCCGACGGCGGAGACUUUGUUGGUUCAGCUGCUUAUGUGCUGAGACCCCGGGGCCCCCUGCGAUGGUUAGAUCCCGGAGCGUUCGGCACGUUAGGAGUGGGCGCGGGCUUUGCAAUUGGCGCUAAGCUGUGCCGACCGGACAUGGAUGUGGUUGUCGUGUUUGGCGACGGAUCGCUCGGU
Oppiella nova is the source of this 1920-nucleotide messenger RNA. Lineage: Eukaryota; Metazoa; Arthropoda; Arachnida; Sarcoptiformes; Oppiidae. The record is from the annotation of a GenBank genome assembly.